CUUCCCACCUUGUUGACUCCGUCGAUGGCGGCGCGGAGACCAGGAACCUCGGCUUCUUCUUCACCCACGAUGUCUCCGUCGCAUCGGAUGAACAGCGGCGGAGCAGGAAUCUCGGGCAAAAGCACGCUACGGAAGCAAAACGCCGUCGAGCUGCUCGCGAAAGUCAUGGAGAAGCACGACUAUGAUUAUGAUUACGACGAUGAAGACGGAGGCGAAGAUCUGUACUAGUCUACGUACACUAAUGAAUCUUUCUGUUUUAACAUGUUUUACAUUGCUUGUUUGGUUGUUCCGCUAUUACCAUUGCAAUUAAUGAUAUGUUUCACAGUUUCAUAUAGAUAACUUAUAUACGCAACUAUGCAUAUUUUCAUGUAAUAAAAUGACUUUUUUAUU
Molecule: messenger RNA, 390 nt
Organism: Arabidopsis arenosa
Lineage: Eukaryota; Viridiplantae; Streptophyta; Magnoliopsida; Brassicales; Brassicaceae
Source: the annotation of a GenBank genome assembly